Molecule: messenger RNA, 26640 nt
Organism: Nerophis lumbriciformis (worm pipefish)
Lineage: Eukaryota; Metazoa; Chordata; Actinopteri; Syngnathiformes; Syngnathidae
Source: RefSeq, a predicted model, not a curated record
AUGUGGACGUCAUCCCGAGUACCCCAUGAGAGGUGCAGUCCGAGGUACGACAUGGCCAGACAAGUGGAGGUUGCCACUUCACCGAAAAAGAACAUAGCGUCGUUCAACCUUGUGACAAGCUGCUACCGCUACCUCCGCGACGAGCAAGAGGCUGUGCAGAAGAGGACGUUCACCAAAUGGAUCAAUUCCCACUUGGCCAAGCAUGUUCCGCCUCUGGUUGUGACCGAUCUGUUUGAAGACAUCAAGGACGGCGUGAAGCUGCUCGCCCUUCUAGAGGUUCUCUCUGGACAAAAAUUGCCAUGUGAGCAGGGCAGGAAGCUGAAGAGGAUCCACUGGGUCGCCAACAUCGGCACCGCUCUCAACUUCCUCCAGGGUAGGAAGUCUGCCUACAGGGGAUCACCGAUCAAGCUGGUGAACAUCAACUCCACCGAUAUUGUUGAUGGUCGGCCGUCCAUCGUCUUGGGCUUGGUGUGGACCAUCAUCCUCUAUUUCCAGAUCGAGGAGCUCACCUUCAGUCUCCCGGCUGUUCAGGCUCUGUCGGGCAGUUUGUCCUCUCUGAACGGCUCCACUAACAGCAUUGAGACCGCCAGCCCACCGGUCAAGAAGAAGCCCCAGCCGCCCGUGCAGGGUUCCGCUAGAAAGGCCCUCCUCAGAUGGGUCCAACAGACAGCCACCAAGCGUCUGGGAAUCGAGGUGAAAGACUUUGGUCCGAGCUGGCGGACAGGUUCAGCAUUCCUCGGCAUUAUACAUGCCCUUCGGCCUAAUUUAGUUGACAUAGAGCGCUCAAGGAGGAGAUCCAACCGGCAAAAUCUGCAAGAAGCUUUUUCGUUAGCUGAAACGCACUUGGGCGUUGCACAACUCCUUGACCCUGAGGACGUGGACGUGGACAAGCCGGACGAGAAAUCCAUCAUGACUUAUGUGGCUCAGUUCCUGAAGCAUCAUCCCGACCGAGAGCGCGGCGCCUCGGAAGGACGAGUGGCGGAAGACGAAGGGGAGGCGUCUGUCCCGCAGCACGGUUUCCUCGCUCCUCGCGAUAUCGAGGAAAUGUUGGAGCGAGAGCAGCGCAAGAGCCUGAGGGAGUUUAAAAUGUGGCUGGACCAGCUGGAGAGAGACACGCUACAUGCCCAGGAGACCGAGGGCAAUCUCGCUCUGCAGUACCAGUUGUUCAAGAGUCUGCGUGUUCAGCUGGAGAUCCGGAGAAAACAAGUGGAGGAUCUGCUGAAGUCCACACAGAAGGAUGGAAUGCUGACAGUUGAUCAGGCUUUGGUUAAACAAGCUUGGGAAAGAGUCUCCAACAGACUUCUGGACUGGCAUCUGCUGCUGGAUACAUCCCUUCCUGCUCCUUUGGAUGGGUUGGGGGCCUGGCUGCAUCACACUGAAGAAGCUCUGCGACACGAUAUAACUGCAGAGCAAGCCAACGACGAAGCAACAAUCAGUGAAGCCUUGGAACGACACAAGGACGUGUUGAAGAGCCUCGAAGGUCACCAGAAUGUCUUCCAGAGGAUCCAUAAGGACAGAAGUAUCAAUGGUGUCCCAGUUCCGCCAGAACAGAUCCAAGACAUUGCAGAGAGGUUAAACUUCCUUUCCACAUCUUGCAGCGUCCAGCUGUCUAAAAUGGAAUUCCUGAAGCACAAACACCACAUGGAGGCCUUUCUCACAGAAGCAGAGUCCAAGCUCAAGUCUUGGAUUGUAAAAUACGGCCGACAAGAGUGCGUGGAACAGAUGCUACGCGAUUACGUCGUUUUUGUGGAAAAGCAGUAUUUCUUUGAAAAUUAUAAAACCCUGUUUCAGUUACUGAAAAAUGCUGCGGAGGUUUACAUCAGCGCCGAUAGCUCAGCUGACGAGGGUGAGACAGGGGUCACCCGGCUAGUGCGGGACGUGUCCGCCCAGUGGAGAAGUCUUUCCAUGGAGGUGCGCAGUGUAAGGAGCAUGCUAGAGGAGGUGCUGUCUAACUGGGACCGCUACGCCUCCACGGUGGCCUCUUUUCAAGCCUGGCUGGAGGACGCAGAGGAAGCCCUGAGACAGCCGGAAAAGACAAAGCAGGAAUUCUUCAGGAAUCUCAGCCACUGGAUGGAUCAGCACGCCGCCAUGAACGACGCGGGGAAUUUUCUUAUCGAGACGUGCGACGAGACUGUGUCGCUUGAGCUCAAGCAGCAGCUGCUUCUUCUGAAUGGACGCUGGAGAGAGCUUUUUGCUAAAGUCAAAGAGCAUGCCCAAGUUGAUGAGUUGGAAAAGUGGCGAAAAGACCAUCGAAAGACAAUGACGACUUUGGCAGAACUGUUGGAUACAGCGGAGGCCAGGCUCAAUGCUCCUACACAAGUGUCUUUCCUUGGUGUCCGAGCAUUUCUUCAAGAUGUGGAGAAUACCAAGCAAAAGGUUGUCACCAUGGAAACGCAGUACAAGCUAGCCGGCCGCAGCGCUCAUCUACUCGCCAAGGAUGCUUCGCGUGACGAGGCCGCCGGGGUCAUCGCGGCCAUGACGACCGCUAAGAGUCAGUUGAGUCGGGUGAGAGAGCGCUGUCCCAUCUUAGUGCGCGAAUGUCACAGUCUUCUGCCUUUGCUGGAGGAAAUGGAGAAACACAUCUCUGUCUUUUAUCAAGCCCUGGACCGUGCCAGUCGUAUUACCGCCAGGGACGCAGAGACACUUAGCCCCACCCUGCACAGGCAGAAAUGGCAGGAGUUGUUGAACCAGCAGCAGAGUUGCAAACGCUGUCUGGCGGUCAUUGAGAGGAACCAUCACACGGUGCAGAGGUUGCUAUCAAACACUAAAGUGCUUCGAAACUUGGAUACCAGCUUGCUGCAGAAGAAAGUAUCUGAAGUACAAAGCUCAGCACAGGCUCUGCUGAAGGAGGUCUCAGAGUGGAGGAGAAGGGAAGAAGCCAACAACUGUCUGAGGAGGAGGUUUGAGGAGUCCCGACAGGAUUUGGAGGGAGUGCUGAAGAGAGCGCAGGACUGCUUGGGGGAGACAGGAAACGCUGAGGAGUUGCUGAAAAAACACACGGAUUUUUUAAGCCAACUUGACCAACGUGUACUCAGCGUCUUUCUGAAGGCAUGUGAUGAAUUGACUGACAUUCUACCAGAAGAGGAGCAACAGGGUCUGCAAGAAACAGUCCGCAGGCUACACAAACACUGGAAGGACAUUCAAGGCAAAGUGCCACCUCACCUGCUGCGUCUGAAGGUUGAGGUAGAACAGAGUCGAGUAGAUGCUGUUCUCCAUGAGUGCAGAGGAGAGCUGGACAGGGAACUCCAAAUCUUGUCUGCCUCCUCCUCCAGCGAGCAUGUGAUCAAAGAGCACAGAACGUUCUUCAGGGAACGCAAACCUUUGGCUGCCUGCAAGAAGCGCAUUAGGAACAUGGAAGAUCUGUGUCACGAGUUGCCUGACAACGAUGCGGCUUAUCGAACGCUGGAAGCCACCAGGAGGGCCGUAGAGGACGUGACGGAGCAAAUCAGGAGUACAAGCAUCCAGCUGGAGCAGCAUCCUGAUCAGUGGAAAGAAUGGAAUGAUAGAUUUUGUGAGCUUUCCGACUGGCUGUCAUCGCAGAAAAGACACAUAAAGGAUACCGCAAGAGCUUCCGGCCAACAGAAAGAAGUUGAUAUGGCUGUGCAAGCGUUGCGAGAAGCUGGUGACUCCCGAAAAGAAAGCCUUUUGUGGCUUCAGAGUCAGCUCUCGAGCCUGACUGAUGUAAGCUCUGAAGUGGAGAUUAAAAGGCAGCAAAAUGCUCUGACCAAACUUUCAGCUGACUUUGAGGAGCUGUUGUCCUCACUGUGCCAGGGAGAUGGUCAGGGUUCAGGUACAUUCCAGAUCGAGGAGCUCACAGAGGAGGUGCUGGGCGCUCUGGAGGAGGUCCUGAGAGCGGGGAAAGAAGCCGAGGAGCAGGUCAGCAGGAUCUUGGAUGCUGAGGAUGUGAGGGAAGCACAGGAACUUUUCCUAAUUCAUCAGCAACACCUAAAACAACUCCAGGCUCUCAGAAGAGAGGCGGAUCUUUUAGUGUCCCACUUGCAGCAGCUCCAUUCGGGAGAGGCAUUGAGUUGCUCGGUGCAUGAGCUAGAGGAACGUGUCCGAGAAACUGACUGCCAGUUCAGCGCCAAUGAACACGGCCUGCAGGCCACUCUGAGCUCUUGGCUGAAUUUUGAAACUGAGUGGGAAACACUUCAGGUGUCUAUAGGUGACAUUACAAUUGAGCUACACAAAGAGCUUAUAUUCAACAGCCUUGACAGCCUGAGGAGUGAACUGGAUCACACCAAAGAGCUAUUCAUCAAGCUUGAGGACUGUUGUGUGAGAGCAGACGUCCUCCUGGAGGAGGCAGCGGAUCUGCAGCUCAGUCCUAAAAAUCAAAUUGCAGUACUACAUCAAGCCCAAUCGACUAGGGAAGCAGUCCAGCAGCUUCAAGACCACCUCAACAAAAAUGUUGUCAAGCUAGAGAGGACGCGCUCCUCAUGGGAGCACUUCAACAACCAAUCUGUAAUGUUCUCGUCAUGGAUCAAUGAAAACCAGAGAGCUUUGGAUGAUAUCAAGCAUACCAUGCCCUCAGAUCACUUGGACGAACACAUCAGCACUGUUGAGACAGUAGCAGAAAGUUUACAAGAAAGGAGACCCACACUUUUCCAAAUGGAGGAAGACUGCGAAGCACUGUCUAGAUUUGUGACUCCUGGGGAAACCAGAUGUAUUCGGGCGCUGCUUGACCAGAUGAGGUGCUCCUGUGAAGAAUUGACAGAGAAAACAGAAAAGUUAUCAGGGCAGCUUAAACAAAACGUCGCUGACAGACAGAGGUGUAGCGAUAACCUGGAUCAGGUCAAGAAAAUGAUGAAUGAUCUGAAGGAGAAACUCGACACUCCUGUUACAUUUUGCACAUCCUCGUCACAGACAUACAAGAAUCUACAGAGUCACUUGGAGGUGUGCCAGUCAGUUGAGCAGCUGAAACCCAGACUUCUGGCUUUGUGUUCAGCUGUCGGAAGCCUGGGAGAGGGCAACAAGUUGGAGGAAGAGGUGCCUCACCUCCACAAACUGCGAGAAGAGUUACUGGAAAAGGCUGAACAGAAACAAUCGGCACUAGAAAGCCUUCUAACGCUGUGGCAGAGAUUUGAAAAGGAAAAUUCAGCUAUAAAAAGCUGGCUAGAUGGUUGCGAGACUGUCUGCAAUCCAGCUGACGAGUUGCUCUCUUCAGACAAAGUCAAGCUCACAUUGGAGCUCCAACACAUCCAGGAAAUACAGGCGGAAACCCCCUCCAAUGACGCUCUACUCGAGGGUCUGUUAAAUUUAGUGCUCUGUCUUUAUCCGUCUGCCCCUGAGGCUCGAGUCCAAGAGCUAAAGGAUGAUCUCACCCAAAUGCAGGAGAGAUACAACUCACAGAAGAACAAAAUGAAACACAGAUCUGAGCAACUAGAGUGUCAGUUGUCCCAGCUGGAGCUUUUCAGUGAAGCGCUUCUGACACUGAAUCAAAAGAGUCAAAACUUGCUGUCUGUCUCAAGAAGCUCUCUUCGGGUUGACGUUACGGAUCUCAGCAGUGUCUUGACAGAGGUCAAGGAGCACGAGACUCAGAUAAAGGCCUAUUCUUCACUAAUAGAGGCUCUCCAACAAAGAGAAUCAGCUCUGCUUCCACACUCCACCCCAGAAGCUAAACAGCAGCUCCAGACGAGGAGAGAAAAUUGCCUACAACCCUUCACUGAAUGUGAACACCUGUUGCUUCUACGUAAAAAGAGCCUAUCUGAUUUAAAUAUCUUCCUGGACAAGAGCGAAACCGCAGUCCAGGCUGUCGGUCAACUUAAUGCAUCUAUGGGGAGGGAAGGGAGCUGGGAUCCUUCCAAAGCUAAAGAGCUCCACAACCGCUUAGAGGAGGUCACAAGGGACGUGGCCCAGCUUGAGGCUGAAGCUUUAGGGUUGGACGCGCAGCUGACCAAGGCUCACCUUCACCUUUGUGCCUCGAAUGACGCAACGUCUUGCAGUGCCUUGACAAUGGCCCUUAUUACAUCCUUGGAGGAGGCACGAAGCAGUUUGGGAUGGAGGCAAAGUGAAGCGGACGCUCUUAAGGCUAUGUGGAGCUCCUUCAACGGGAGGAAGGAGGAGGUGAUGAAGAAUUUGGAGAAAUUGCAACUUAGAAUAACACACGAGAUGGUCAAAGAGAGCUCUGUGCAAGCAUUUCAAAACAGGCUGUGUUACUUAGGCCAUCUGGAGGAUGAGCUCCAGUCUCUUCAUCAGUGCCAUGAGUGGUUAGAUGAAAAGGGAAACCAGUUGGCCCAGAGGGACACUGAGCAGGCGGGGUUGGCCCUCGGAGAUGUUGAUGUCGUCAUGGCUGCAUGCGACCAUGUCAGGACUCUUAUUACUAAAAGUCAGGAACAGAGCCAAGGAGUACUAGACCUCCUGCACCAAUACGAUCACUUGAAGUCAAUACUAAGUACUUGUGUGGAGAAGGCCCACGCACUUGCUCAUAACCUGCCUGAUCACAAUCAAAAUGCUGAAGAGGCUAGGAGAGCCUUCUCACAGCACAAGCAGCUGCAGGGUGAGCUCAGAGAAAAGCAAGAGGACAUGGAUAAGCUCAUCAGUACAGUGGAAGACCUGCAAAGAGAACUGGAAUUCAUUCCUGACUGUGACUCAAGCCUCAUUCACAGAGACAUGGAUGUGUUAAGGGCACAGUGGUUAGAGACUUCCGAGAGAAUACAAACUAACACUGAAAGAUUAGGCUACUGUGUAAUCCUCUGGGAUGACCUCAAGCAGAUGGAACAGGACAUGAACCAGUGGACCAUCACCACCUCUUUCGCUGACCUCACCAACAAUGUCAACAAACUGAGUGACAAGGAUACAGAAGCCCGCCUCGUCACCUUACAGGCUGAAAUUGAGAAGAGGGAGCAGUUGCUGGACGCACUGCAGGGGAGAGUUGGUGAACUCAAGGAGCAGACUAAACUGGUGGAAACGCCCUUACAAAUGCAGGUUCUCGGGUCAGAGCUAAGGACAAAGUUGGAUCAUGUUCAGGUGGUGUUCGAGAAGGCCAAACAGAAUCUGACCUAUUUUACACUCCAAAAGCAGAAACUAGAGGACCUCAUGUCCCAGAUGACCAAGCAGCUUGAAAACAUUGAGGGUUCCUUGUUGGAUCUCAAUGAGACCACCUCCCCGGAGGCUAUUGGUGCUAUUCAGCGUCUGCAGGAUGAUAUUGAGCAGCAGAAGAUAGACAUGGACUCGGCCCGAGAGGCUCUAAGCACCUUAUGCAGGUUGCAUCCAACUCAGGAGCUCUCUCACCUGUCCGCUGACGUCACAGUGGUUGCCCAGCGCACCGAAGCGGUCGCACAGCGUUGUGCCAAGGCCAGGGCCAGCCUGCAAGAUAUGCUGCAUCUCCACUUCAACCAGCUUAUCCAAGAAUUCCACUCCUGGCUUUCUGGAUUGAAGUCGGAGUUGAAAGAAUGCUCAAAUCAGUCGGGAGACGUGUCCGUCCUCACAGCAAAGUCGCAAAGAUUGAAGUUGACAGUAUGGACAUCAGAGGGCGAAAAGCGUCAGUCUCGGGUAUGUGAAGAGGCAGAGAGGCUUCACCUCCACCUGGCAAAAGCGGCUGUAACACAGGUCCAGGAGAACCUCUCGUCCUGUCAGAGAGAGUGGAGGACCUUUCUGGAUGACUGUUCCCAAAGCCAGCUAAGCCUAGAGGAGAGUAUUCAUCUCCUCAAAAGCUUUGAGAAUGCUGUAGAGGGUGUCAGAGAAUGGCUUAGGCAGAUGAAGCUCAACCUCAACAAGGAGUCUCUUGUUGGGGUAGACAACCAGCAAGGUGCCCCUGACACCAAGGAGGAACUGGAUAGGGUGGAAAGCCUUCAUAAGGAGCUUAUAGCGAGACGAGAGACUAUUGAGCGUGUCAUCCAGGACGCCCAGUCCUUGUCUGAGGCAGGACGCGGGUCCGGCGGUGAGGUCCGAUUGGCGGGCCAACUCCAAAUGGAGCACCAAGCUCUGCUCAAAGUUGCCAGGGGGAAGCUGCGUGGCUGCCAGGAGAACCAGGCUUUUGGGGAGACUCUGCAAGGGGUGUGGGCGUGGUUAGAGGAGAUCCAGGAGAAGCUGGGCACGGUGGACAGCACCAUGGGUACUAAGAAACAACUGGAGCAGAGGCUGGAGACUGUGCAGGAUAUCCUGCUUCUGAAAGGAGAAGGCGAGGUCAAAUUGAAUAUGGCGAUGGGUAAGGGAGAGAUGACUCUGCGCGGCUACAGCACCGCCGCACAGGAAGCGGUGCGUUCGCAGCUCCAGGAGAUGGAGGAUGCCUGGGCCACUCUGCUUGUGACCACUAUGAGCUGCCACAGUCGUCUCGAAUGGACUGUGUCUCAAUGGACUGAGUAUCUGGAAAAUGCGACGCAACUCCGGCGCUGGAUGGAGGCAGUGGAACGUGAGGUGCGCGCUUCCCUCGCUCCGCAGCCAGGUCCCAGGGAGAAGGCGUCUCAGCUGGAAAGGCUGCGAGCCCUACUUGCCGAUAUGGAAGACCAUCAGCUGGCUUUGUCCAGUCUAGAGGAAAAAGCCAGAGAACUUUUCAAGAAGACAGGCGACCCCAGUUUUAACCACGGUGCUCGAACGCAGCUGCAGGUGCAAUUUGAUGAGCUGGCAGCUUUGGUGGAGGGGAAAGUACGCCUGGCACAGAGUUUGGUGCUGGAACAUCAGGAAUACUUGGAGGCUGUUCGAGAGCUCACAGAUUGGCUAAUUACUGCAGGGGAGGAACUUCAGCAUUGGUCGGAGACAUCUGGAGAUUCUGCCUCUAUCCAGAAGAAACUACAUGAAGUGAGGGAGCGUGUGGAGUCUCGACUCUUAGAAGGCCGCGAGCGCCUCGGCAUCGUGCGGCGGACCGCAACGGCGGCAGCGGAGCACACGGCAGCGGGGGGUUGCGAGGCCAUGGACCGGCAGCUGGGGGCGCUUUCUCAGGCGCUGGAGCAAUGGGAGGGCGCCGCUCUAAGGGCCAGAGACGGCCUAGAGGGGGCACUCGCCUCUGCCGCCGCCUCUGAGGAGGAGUACGAGUGUCUGAGCUCCCGGCUGGAAGGCGAUUUGAAAGAACUGGACGCUCGACUAAGAGGGUGGAGCCAGGAGCUGACUGGAGCCGAGGGGCGGUGCAAUGGCGAGGAAGCGGUGACGGGAUGGCAGUUAGCUAAGGACAUAUUGGAGGGCCUGCAAAGCGUUGAGCCGAUGGCAGAGAAGUUGAAGAGUCAACUGAACGAACUGGUGCAACACUCCAGAGACUUGGGCUCCCAUUCUGAGCGUGUCACCUCUCUCAUCAAGCAACACAACAGCCUCAGCCUCCGCGCAUCUAGGGAGUGCCAAAAUAAGGAGCGCCUGUUAGAGCAGCGUUUCCGUGCCGCCCUGCGAGACUUUCAGCAGUGGUUGGUCAACGCUAAGAUCUGCACCGCCAAAUGUUUCGACGUGCCGCAGAGUGUGGCUGAGGCCUCCACCGCCCUGCUAAGGAUACAAGAGUUUUUGAGUGACAGGGAGCAUGGGCAGGCCAGACUGAGUACAGUGGGAGCCAGCGGGGAGCUGCUCAUGGCGGUGGUGUCCAAAGAGCGGGUAGAGGGGAUCAAGGCCAAAGUGGACAACGCCAGAGAGGACUGGAAAAGCCUGAUGAAUAACCUUCAGCUUAGGGAGGAUACUCUCAAGAACUUGCGGUGUCAGAUGACAGAUUUCGAGGCCAGCGCCGAGCCCCUUCAGGAGUGGCUAAGUGGUGCCGAGGUCAGAGUUCAGGAGAGCAGCACUCGGCUGCAUGACCUCUCAGCCAAGAAACAAGAGCUGGACAAACUGCAGCAUGUCCUGGAAGAGCUAGCAAGUCGCGAUGCAGAACUGGGCCGGCUCAGGGAAAGAGCUCACGGUCUAUGGGAGGGUCAAGCUGCCGGCAAGGGCUUCGUUCACCGAGUGUCCCAACUCUCUGCACAGUACUUGGCUCUUAGCAACUUGACCAAGGAGAAGGCCUCCAGAAUCGAACGCGUGGUAGGAGAGCAUCGCCUCUUCUCUCAGGGUCUUAAAGAGCUCCAGGAAUGGGUAUGCGAGGCCCAAACUGUCCUCAGCACUUGGACGUCCACCACCUCUGAUAAAGCUGUACUAGAAGACAGAAUGUUACAGCUUGAAGCCUUGCUGGCUGCCCGUCAAGAGCGAGAGAUCCAACUAAAGAUGCUGCUUACCAGGGGAGAAGCUGUCCAACGAAACACGUCGGCUGAGGGCGUACCAGUGAUUCGCAAACAGAUUCAGGACCUCAAGGACUCAUGGGACUCCUUACUGUCUUCCUCUAUCAAAUGUAAAAGCCAAUUGGAGGGCGCCUUGUCACAGUGGACGAGCUAUCAGGAAGACGUUGGCCACUUUAUGCUCUGGAUGGACCGUGUCGAGGAAACACUGAGCUGCUCAGAUAGGCAGUACUCGGAGAUGAGAGACAAGACAGCAAACCUAGGGAAGACUAAGCUUCUGUAUGAAGAAGUGCUGAGUCACAGUUGUCCUUUGGAGACCAUCGCAUCAAAGGGAGCCAUCAUGGCAGAACACUGCAGCACCCAGCAGGAAGUGAAACAACUCCAGAGUAGAUAUAGCACCCUAGAGGAAAAGGCCAAGAAUGCAGUCAGCAAGGCCAAGAGUUUGGUACUGAUCCACCAGGAGUAUCAGCGAGGACUACAUGUUUUUGAAGAUUGGCUAGAACAGGAGCAAUCCACUCUAGCUUCUUUAUCCCAUCCUGAAGGGAAUGCGGAAACACUUGAGGAAACGUUGAAACAACUUCAGAUUCUACAGGAGCGCUGCUCUGACGGCCAGUCACUGCUGUCGUCCGUGCUGACCAGCAGAGAGCGAGUCAUCCCGUGGGGCAUACCGCAGAUCGAGGACAGAGCUCUUGACACGGCACAGCAGGAAUGGGGGGCUUACCAAAGCAACCUGGAGGAAACCCAGAUCCAUCUGAACUCCAUUCUGACCAGAUUGAGAGAGAUGGGCCAAAAGUUCCUUAUGUUGGCGCACUGGCUCGAGGAGAUGGAAAAAGGGGCUGACUUGAGGCCUCACCGGAGGUCAGACAGAAGCACAAAGGAGACACAGCUGAAGAAACUCGAGUCGUGCCUUGAGACGGUGCUUGCACGGCAAAGCGAAGUGGAUGGGCUCUGCUCGCAUGCCCAGCACACUUUGGAAGAAACCGACAUAAGCGGUCGCGUAAGCGUUACAGCAACCCAGCUCACUGCACGUUACCACUCUCUGCUGCUCAGCAUACAGGAGACCAUCAAGCAAUUGCAGGAGGAGCUGAGGAGCCUUCAGGAGGCCGAAAACCUUUGCGCGUCAUUCACCGAGUGGCUCGGCUCGACGCAGAAAAGCUUCACAGAAGUCACUGAUACAUCGGAACCACUGGACCGCAAUGCCUUGGAGAAAAAGCUGAAGAAAUUAGAGAGUCUUCAGUUCGAACUCCACCAUGGUCACAGUUUACUGAAGUCACUGAGGGAAAAGGCCGAACAGGCCGCCAACUUCCUGAACGAGGCCGGAGCCGAGAGUCUAGGAGGAGAGGUCGAAGCACGACUUUCCCAGCUGGAGGAGCUUGCGGGCUGGCUGAGGACAGAGCACAGCUUUCUGGAGCGUGCCUCGCUGCUGGCUAAGGAGUUCCAGGAGCGCUAUAAGGCUCAGUCCCAGUGGUUGGUAGAAACAAAGGCUUUGCUGUUCUCCGCACCGGAGCCCAAGGCUGAGCUUUACCAACGGAGAGUGCAGCUGGCCAAGUACAAGGCUGUUGUGCAGAUGGUUCAGUCCCACGACGGCUCCAUCAGGUCAGUAGUGGAGAAAGGCGACGCUCUCCUGGCAUCCGUCCACUACCCCUCUAUCCGGGACAAAAUGAAUAGACUGCAAAAGGACUACACCGACCUCUCUAACAUGGCUACGGCUCACGUGGCACAUCUGGAGAAUCAGGUGAGGGAGCAGGAAGCGUACCACAACGAGCUCCAGGAGGUAGAGCGCUGGUUGCUGCAGAUGUCCAGCAGGAUGGUGACACCCGACCCCAGCGUGAGCCGCAGCCUCGAGGCAGCUACACAACAGCUGGCUCGGCACAAGGCCAUCAUGGAGGAGAUUGCGGGCUUUGAGGAUCGCUUGGCAGGCUUGAAGCAGCGCGGGGACCACCUGGUGCACGGCUGCGACGAGCGCGUGCAGAGUCGGCUGAGACAGCAGGUCCACACGCACCAGCAAGGCACCAGAGACAGCUACUCUGCCAUCUGCAGCACGGCACAGAGGGUAUAUCAGAGCCUGGACCAUGAGCUACAAAGACAUGUAAGCCUCCAAGACACCUUGCAGCAGUGCAAAACUUGGCUGACGACUGUGUCCCGGGAGCCAGAACCUCCUGCGCUGACCCCUCUCGGGCUGGAGGAAGCACUACAGCAGGUGAAGCAAGAGCGGGCCCUCCAGGAGCAAGCUAGCACUUACCUCCAACUCGCAUGCUCUUCAUGUGAUCUUUCACUUCUCGAGGUGCAAGAAGUGGCUUCAAGCAUCCAGCAGGUCAAACUACAUAUUGAGGAGCGCAUGUUGAUCUGCGAGGAGGUUGCGGAGAACUGGAGGGGCAUUGAGAAGCAUAAGGCAGAACUGGAGGUGCGGCUGAGAGAAACGGAACAACAACUUGAGACUCUCACUAGGUGUCCUGCAGAGCUUGAGCCCAGAAUUGCACAGAACCAGCUGGACAAAGCACAGGAGUUCCUUCAGCAAGUGAGGGAAAGGCAGUCAGAGGUGAGCCGCUUAAUCGAGGCCAUCAGUCGACUGACAGACGGAGAGGAGUCCGCCGCCCUUGAUGAUGUGAGGAAGCUGCGCAGAAUCUGGAUGGAAAUUGGCCUGCGUGCUGAGGAACUGGAGGCAGAGCGAGGGGAGGACAUGCAGCGCAGCGGCGAGUAUCAGGAGAGUGUGACUGCUGUCGAGGAGCUUUUCCAUCAAGUGUCCAGGGAGUGGGACUAUCUCGCUAGGGCUGACACUGAAAGCACAAGGGAACAUCUAGAAGCUCUGAGGAAGUUGUCCAGUGAUCUCAUGGAACAGCGAACAACACUAGAAGAACUGCGGGAGCAAAAACAAGCCAUCCUGCUUCGAAUAAACCUGCUAGACAAGGAACUGGUGAAACAACAGGUUGGUCAUUUGGAGCAACGCUGGGCCCAGCUGGAGUCUCUCAUCCAGCAGAAGAUCCAGGACUCUUCGCAAACACUGGAGGAUCUGUCACGGGUGGAAACCCAGCUGAAGGAUGCCCGCGAGUGGGUGGAAGAACAACGACCCGCACUGACCUCUGCGCUGAAGACCAGCCCACCGCCUGAUCUGGCUCAGAGUUUCCUUUUCGACCACUUGAGCGUGUGCGUGGAGCUGGAGGCGCGCCAGCAGCUGCUCGCUCAAGCGGUGCGCGAAGCGCAGGUUGUGGCGACCAGGCUGGGACUGAGUGAGAGGAAAAGCCUGCAGGAGCUUGUUGAACAAGCUCAGGCUGAAGUGGAAGCUUUGGAGUCUCGGGUGGCUCAAAGGAGGAAGUACCUGAGCAAGGCCUUCACAGAAAGGAAUCAGUUCCUUCAAGGUCUUGGCCGGGCGCUGUCAUGGAUACAGCAACAAGAGAGCAAGGCCCUGAUAGAUGACCACAUUGCGCUUCUACCGGAAGACUUGGCAAAACAAGCGGCCGCGUGUCGGAGCAUCCAGAGCAGCCUUCGGGCUUACCAGAGGGAGCUGGCAUCUCUCUGGGUCCAAGGUCGGGAGCUGGAAAGGGACGCUAAGGAAAAAGAGCGAGCCGAAACCCUGGAAAAACUCCAGGAACUGCAGGCGGUGUUCGAAACGGCCCUCCAGAGAACUAAUCAGCGUGUCACAAUCUUGGAAAAAGCCUUGACGUCCAGAAAGUAUUUCCAGGUUGACCUCAACAAAACUUGCCACUGGCUCAGAAAAGCUGAAGCAAUCACCUUCCCUGAACUCAACCUCAGCGAUAUUGAAGACAGCUCCGAGCUGCAAGAUCAUCUGUCCACCUUUCAAAAAGUCUUGGAACAAGCGUCGGAAAAUGAGAACCUCCUUCUGAUCGUCCAGAGGAUAGGCCAGGAGAUCCUUCCCACUCUCAACGAGAUCGACCACUGCUACCUGGACGAACGGCUCAACGCCCUGCCUCAGCAGUACAACAGCAUCCUGGCGCUCGCCAAAGAGAAAAAGGACAGGGUCCAGCAAAUAGUCCUCGACAGGAAGGAAUUCAGCACUUUUUUUGAGGUGACUCAAAGCACUGUAGAGAGACUUCAGGAGCAGUUUGACAAUCUGCACAAGAAGACUAUCAGUACAAAUAAAGAGGAGUUUGUUUGCCUAAUGAAUGACUAUCACAAUAUAAAUGAAAGUUUAACACACAUCAGCAGUGCCGUAAGAGAAAUCCAUGGUAAAAAUGAGGGCUUUCUCAGUUUGGGACAUUCUUACAGAGCUGAGGAGACACGUCAGCUAGUCCAUCUUCACAGUUCGUUAAAAAAGAGAACCAAGAAGACACUUACACAUUUGGAUGAGGCCUUGAAAACCGUGGUGAAACAUAACGCACUACUGAACAGCUUUGACCAGGAACUUGAGUCUGCCAAAGACAAACUGAUCGCACUCAAAUCAGAUACAAAAAAUGAUGUCAUGGAUAAUACGGCAUCCUUUUUCGCCUUACUUGAAAACCUAGAUGGUGUUUCCGCACAGGCCGAAGAAUGUAUUCAACAAAUCAACAGUCUUGGCUUAAGGUUUGAUCCAGCUGCCUUGCAGGAAAUAACAGCUAGACGGGAAUCGCUGCAAUCUUUACACUCAGAUGUGAAAUGCUGUGUUGAAGAAAGGUCAAAGGACAUUGCGGAGUGCAAAGACUUCACAAGAGAGAUGGAGAAGAUGUCAGAAUGGCUGAAAACUGUUAAAGACACUUUGAGGGAACCACUGACCUUAACAGAAGCCAAAGUUGUCGGAAUGCAGGGGAAAAUGCGGAAAAUUAGAAUCACGAAAGAGGAACUGGAGAGUAGAUUACAGAUAACGAAUGCCUUGUUUCAUCAAGAAGAGCAAAGAUUUUGCAGUAUAAAAGAAACCAUUCCAGUGCAUAUCGAAGAAAUACUGAAGGACAUCAGGACUUUGGGAACUGAAGUCCGAACGGAAAUUAGCAACAAACAGGUGACUCUGGAUCAAGCAUUCAAUCUGGUCCUCAGGCAUCACUCAUCACUGCAAUGUAUGCAGAAAUGUCUGGAUUCUGCAGCUGAUUUACUCCAGCAUACAACAACAGGCGUGGAACUGGAGCACCUCGCAGACUUGAUGCACAACCUGGAAGAAAUCGACGACCAGGGCAAAAACUUGAAGGAUCUCCUUGAGGAGAUGAAGACCUCGGAACACCUUGUGAAUACUCAAGUGAUGAGCGAACUCACUGGGGAAGUUAAAGCCAUGCAACUGAGGAGUGAGGAAAUCAGACUGCAGGUGGAGGCUUCCAGACAAGCUCAUGAAAGAUGUGCAUCUCUCUGGGCCUGCUUCCAACAAGAGCGAGAGAGACUAGUCGAACAGAUGAAUGGCACCGAGAGCAAGAUGGCCGUUUUCACCACCGCUAAAGCCCACAGUCUCCAACAGGCAGAAGACAAGUGUGAGAAAUACAAGUUGCUUGUGACUCACACCGACCUGCAGGAGUUCACGCUCAACGCUCUGAAGGAUAAGGCGGUCGAGUUAGAGCGGCUGCUCACAGACUCCAGCGUGGUCCUCGUCAAUCGUGCGUUCUCGUCGCUAUGGCAACGUUGGAGUCGACUCCGCGGCGUGGCAAGAGCCCAAGAGAGGGCACUGGAAGACACUGCUCGAGAAUGGAGAAGCUUCUCAGGGAAGAUGGAUAAGGUCCGCUCAGUCUCUGCGGACCUCCACAGCCGCAUCCCGGACAGCACUGUAGAGAAAGCAGCAACUAGGGCGGCCCUCCAGACCCUCCUGGAGUACCAUGACUCCUUUAGCCUGGAAGUGGAGAGGGAGCAGUCCAUCCUUGCUCUGCUAAGGCAGCACAUGCACAACCUCCGAGGGGAUGAAGAAGAGGAGAAAGAAAAAGAGUCGGAAGGGAGGGCUGAGAAUUGUCACCAGGAAACACAACGCCUGCAAGAGAUCAGAAGCUUACAGGAACAAUACGAGAGUCUUUUGUCCCAGGUUCGGGCCAGCAGGGUGCAAGUGCAGCAAGAGUUGAGAGAGCGAGAGGAAGUGGAAAGAGAGCUUGGCUUGGUUAAAGGCUGGAUUCAAGACACUCGAGGCUUGCUGCUGAGUCCCACCGCUGACCUGGACACUCUCUUACAAGAUCUAGAGACUGCGCACGGCGGAGUCAUCAGCAGACGUCAAAGCGUUGAGCGGAUGACAGAGGUGCAGCAGUCCAAGUACCACGACUUGCAGGCAGGUCUGCCGUCGGAGCUCAGCAUGCAGCUGGCUGAGGUGGCCUUGGCUUUGGGAUCCGCUGAAGACCAGGUUCAGGCCCGAGAACGCGAGGUGCAGCAGACGCGGGACGUGAAAGAAGACUUCACCAGCAGAUUGAAAGACAUGGAGACCAAGCUAAAGACCAUCACAUUCAGAUUUGAAAUCAAGGGCGCCAGUCUGGAGGAAGCCCAAGAGGAGAACAGGAUUCUCCGUGAGGACUGCGAGUGCUGCGCCCACACGCUGUCCGAGCUGGCGGCGGCGGUGCAAGAGUUUGGUGAGCAGAACCCUUUGCUUUGCAAGCAGCUGGGUGAUGUCGUGGCCAAAAUGGCCGAAGCGCAGCGCCACGCUACGCAGCAGAUCCAGGACAGAAGCAACAGACUCAAGAAGGCAGAAAAGCAGAUGGCAGAGUAUCAAAGCCUGAAGGAAUUUAUUUUGAGUUGGGCGGAAAAAGCAGAGACUCUAGUCUCUUGUAACAUCAUCUGGAGUCCAGUAUCACAACUACAAGAGCAAAUCAGAGCAUAUCAGGCGUUGCUGAGGGAGUGUCGCGGUCUCCAUGGCGACCUUGAGGCCCUGGCAGAGUGGGAGGCGCAGUUGGGGGAUGUGCUGGCGACCAAAGGGUGGAGCCAGCAGGUGAAGCACCUCAGUAGACAGACGGAGGAACUGCAGCUGGCCGCAAAAACUCGCCUGCAGAGUCUGCAAGAUGCCGUCAAGGACGUGUUGCGUCUGGAGGCCGAGGUGAAGGGUCUCCACGCCGCUGUGGACAGAAUCCAUGUCAGCCUGGCGUCCCCUGAUCUUAACAGGCUCAGUCUGAGGGAGCAACUCACACAGAGACAACGUUUGUUGGCAGAAAUGGACAGCUUCAAGCGUCAGGUGGCGGCUGUGCAGCAGUGUCAGAGCGCUCUACGACUUCCGGAGGAGGUGGUUGCCGGUCUGGCUGUCUGCCGCACCGCACAGAGCCUGCAGCAGGAAACCAGCCAGCUGCAGCACACCACCAUCCAGCAGUGCAACAUACUACAGGAGGCAGUGGUGCAGUAUGAGCAGUAUGAACUGGAGGUCAAGAACCUACAGAGGUUAAUAGAAGAAGCCCACCGUAUCAUUCAGGACCGGCCUGUCUGCACAAGCAACAUUAAAGAACUGCAGGCACAAAUACACCACCACGAGGAACUGGCCCAGAAGAUCCGCGGCUACCAGGAGCAGAUCGCUUCGCUCCACUCCAAGUGCAAGAUGCUGACGGUGAAGGCCAAGCACGCCACCAUGCUGCUUACGGUCAGCGAGGCGGAUGGCCUUUCGGACGAACUCAGCGACGACGACAUGCCCGGCACCGGAGGAGCCGGCGACAAGGAGCUUCCUGCGCACCCCUCUGUCGUCAUGAUGACAGCAGGCCGCUGCCACACACUCCUCUCCCCUGUGACCGAGGAGUCGGGGGAGGAGGGCACCAACAGCGAGGUCUCCUCUCCCCCUACCUGCCGCUCCCCCUCCCCUGGGGCUAACGCUGACGCUCCUCUUAACCAGGGUCGCAGUGGUCUGACUCGAGCCGCCCUCCAGGAGCUCUACGACCCUUCUAUGGAGACCAGCACCGCCAACCUGGAUGACCUUCAGAGAUCAUGGGAAACACUCAAGAAUGUGAUAAGCGAGAAGCAGAAGAGUCUGUACGAAGCCCUGGAGCGACAGCAACACUACCAAGAAUCCCUGCAGUCCAUUUCCACCAAGAUGGAGUCCAUAGAGGCAGCGCUCGGCGAAAGCCUGGAGCCUAGCAAGAGCCCUGAGAGCCAGAUGGCGUCACAUCAGGCCUUGAUGGACGAGAUUCUGAUGCUGCAAGAUGAGAUUGGCGAGCUGCGGACGUGCUUCUCGGAGGAGCUGACGGACGGUGAUGGCGAACCCGCCGACCAGCUGGCCCUGCAGUCCACCCUCACCGUGCUGGGAGAGAGAAUGGCCACCAUCAGGAUGAAGGCCUCUGGAAAACGGCAGCUGUUAGAGGAAAAACUCAGCGAGCAACUGGAGGAACAGCGUCAGGAACAGGCGCUUCAGCGGUACCACAGCGAGGCCGAAGAGCUGGACCACUGGCUGCUCAGCACCCGCGCCACCCUCAGCUCGGCGCUUCACCUCCAAAAUGAAGACCUUGACAUGGAGGAGCAGCUCAUCGACUGCCAGAACAUGUUGUUCGAGAUCGAGCAGAAGGUGUCGUAUUUGUCCGAGCUGUCGGUGCACAGUGAGAGCUUGCUCCUGGAGGGUCGAGCCGAAACAAAGGGAGAGGCCGAGCAGCUCACAGUCAAACUGCAAUCCCUGAAGGACAGCUUGCUGGAGCUGCAGCAGAUGCUGCAGGACAAGCAGGUGGACAUACAGGGUUCCUUGCAAGAGCAGGAUGACAGUGAGCCCGACUCAUCGCUUUCACAGAGCCCCAACGUUCAAGAUUGGCUCUCUCAGGCUCGAUCGUCACGCACGCAGCAGCACCACGACAACCUGCUCAGACAGAUGGAGCUGCAGCAGCAUGUAGCAGAGCAGAAGAAGCUGCUUCAGUCAGUAGCCAGUGUUGGGGAAGACUUAAUUCAUCCACAGGUCACCACAAAUGGGGAUAGUGAGGGAUCUCAUCCCGUGGGAGUGUUGCUGGAAGCAGAAAGGUUUUCUCAAGGGGACCACUUGAGACAUCGCUGGGAGAACCUCAAUAAAGAUCAGAGCACUAAGCUGCAGCUUUCUCUUAACACGCUGGAGCAGGACCAGUUUAGCCCAAUCAUCCACCGGUCCCGUCUGACCAGUCCCAGCAUGGUGUUCCGGGGUGAGUCCAGCAACCAGGACUGUCGCUCUCCCACAGCUCUAUUCGAAGCCUGCAGCCAAACUCUAGAAAGAAUCACAGAAGAGGCAGAGAGCGGCGACAAGAAGAUGUCACUCUCUUCGCGUGGGGUGGCAGUCCAGCAGAACCUUUACGCUGCAGUGUCAGCCGCCUCAACCUGGUUGGACACUGCUGAGAAUGAGAUGCUCUCGGGGCCGGUGCUGCUCUCUGAAGACACUGAGACACAGCUCACACAUCUUGAGAGCACCAAUAAAGAUUUGAAGUUGAUGAGCAGAGAGGUAAACCAGUGCAGAGACCUGCUAGGUGGUGGGGCGGGCAGACUCUGCGGAGGGGAGGAGCGAGCCUUGAUGGAGGACACCCUGGAAGGUCUGCAGGAGAGGAUGGGCCUGCUGGACUCUACCCUUGAACAGCAAUGUGACACCAUGAGGGACAAACUUCAGGAGCACUUAAACUUCCAGAAUGAACUCAGAAUGCUGUUCACGGCUUUGAGCGAGAGUAAGAAUCUGCUGCUACAGAAGAUGGCUGCAACAGCGGACCGGCCUGCAGCCAAGCAGAUCGAGACAUUAUCAGAGGUGGAGGACAGUCUGAGGGAAUUUGAGCAGAGGGUAACCGAGCUGAAGACCAAAGCUGAAGGGCUCCAAUCUGACCGUCUCUCCCAUCAAGAACUCCUUAAACUACAAGACACAUAUGAAGAGCUGCUACUGAUGGUGGGCUCAAGACGUAGCGGCCUAAACCGGGCCCUUUCUCACAAGGCUCAGUACGAAGCGGCACUCAGAGAUCUCACGGAUCUGGUUGACACGGCUCAGGACAAGAUGGCCGCUGACCAAAAAAUGACUGUUUCCUCGGUUGUUGAGGUCCAUAUGUUACUAGACAAACACAAAGAGUUCUUCCAGAGUCUUGAAUGCCACAUGAUCCUCACUCAGACCUUCUACAGCAAAGUUUCUAGUUUGGUGACACCGCGAGAAAGUCAGGCCCUAGAAGAGGCCAUGUCUUUAGCACACAGUGUCCUCAAACAGGCCCACAGGAGGGGGGUGGAACUGGAGGGUAUUCUAGAGUCAUGGAGCAGGCUUGUGGAAGACUACCAGGCUCUGUGUAGACAGCUUGAGUCUGUCGAGUGCAGCAUCCCCACUGUGGGCCUUGUGGAAGAGACUGAGGAGAGACUUUGUGAGAGGAUCAGUCUCUACCAGCGUCUGAAGGCGAGUCUAACCGAACAUCAGCCCCAACUGUAUCAGGUCCUUGAAGAGGGCAAAAGGCUCCUUCUAUCUGUCAGCUGUUCGGACUUGGAACACCAGCUGACCCAGCUAGGAGAACACUGGCUUUCGUCAACCACCAAAGUCAACAAGGAGCUACACCGCUUCGACUCCACACUCAAACACUGGAGCAGGUACCAAAGGGAGUCGGCAGAGUUGAGCAACUGGUUGCAGUUGGCUCUGGAUAGACUUGAGUUUUGGACAACGCAGUCGGUCACCGUGCCUCAGGAGUUAGAGACAGUCAGGGAUCACCUCUGUGCCUUCCUGGAGUUUUCCAAGGAGGUGGAUGCUAAGUCAUCCUUGCGUUCAUCUGUGCUGAGCACGGGUAACCAGCUGCUGAGACUGAAGCGGGUAGAUACAGCUGGUCUGAGGACAGCCCUGGGCCAAGUGGAGACCCAGUGGGCCGAGUUGCUCACACGUAUUCCCGUCGUCCAAGAGAAGCUCCAUCAGCUGCAGAUGGAAAAGCUAGCGUCACGACACGCCAUCGCCGAGCUCAUCAGCUGGAUCUUGCUUAUGGAGAAUAUAAUAAAUGAAGACCAGGACAAAAUAGCUGGAGCUGUAGGCUCAGACUUUGUCCAGAACUUCUUGCAAAAAUAUAAGGGGUUCCGUAUCGACCUAACCUGCAAACAGCUGACUGUGGAUUUUGUCAAUCAGUCGGUACUGCAGAUCAGCAGUCAAGAUGUUGAAGGAAAGCGAAAUGAUAAAACCGACUUUGCCGAAAGCCUGGGAGCUAUGAACAGACGAUGGCAGAUAUUACAAGGGCUCAUCACCGAAAAGAUACAGCAUUUAGAAGGACUUUUGGAAAGUUGGAUCGAGCAUGAGAAUGGAGUGCAGGCCUUGAAAACAUGGCUGACACUUCAGGAGGAGAAACUGAAGAAGAGACAUAGGAUAGAGGAUGUUGCGUCAGUGCAGAACGCACUGAAAGAUUGUCAGGAGUUGGAAGAACUUGUGAAGGAGAAAGAGAAGGAUUUAGAAAAGGCUGAGGAACGAGGAAACGCGCUCAUCCAGGAUAAGAAAGGAGAAGCAUGUGCUGUUGUCAAGGAAACCCUGAAGGAACUCAACCAAUCCUGGACUCAUUUGGACCGCAUGAUAAGUCAGAUGAAGGUGAGCUUGCGUUCGGUGCUGGAACAAUGGACCUUGUACAGACGUGCCGCAGAGGAGAUAGAUGGGUACCUGAUGGAGGGUCGGUAUUGUGUGUCACGCCUGCAUCUCAUCAGUGGCUCCUUGGAGGCUGUGCAGCAGCAGGUAGAGAGCCUUGAGAACCUGCAAGAGGAGAUGGACAAGCAGGAAAGCAGUCUACUCAAGUUUGGCUCAGUAACCCAGCAGCUUCUCACCGAAUGCCACCCGUGUGUUGCAGAAACACUUAACAGAGCCCUGCGAGAUGUCAACAUGAGGUGGAACGAUCUACUAGAGCAGAUCUCAGAGCAGCUCAGGAGCAGUAAAGCCUUGCUGGGGCUGUGGCACCAAUUCAAAGAACUCUUUAGCACUUGUGUGAAAGCCGUGGAGAGGCAGGAAGAGCGUGCCGACAGCCUCCUGAAGAGCGCCACCGACAGGGACAUAACAGAAGAGGAGAGUAGUGCCUGGAUAAAGGACUGUGACGAUUGUCUUGGUGAGCAGGAUUCUGUGCAGAAUUCCCUGCAGCAGCUGCAAAAUUUGGGAGAACAGCUGAGGAGCCGAGUGGACGCCUACUCGUUUGCUGCACUGCAGUCGGACCAAAUGUCACUGACGUAUCGCUUGUCGGCUCUACCGCCCUCGUUACACAGGCAGCAGGAGGCAUUGCAGUGUGGAAGUCGGGCCUGCGAGGGCUUCAGGGACCAGUUGGACACACUCGUUCAAACGGACACCGAGGCUGCGCAAGUGUUGAAGGAGGUCGAGCAGCUUGGAUCUCCAGCACUUAAUGAUAUUCAAACACGCAUGGACAAAUUAAAGGCUCCCUUGUCCAAGCUGAGCAGUCUCUCGCCAGACUUGGAGCGUGUCAACGUGGUCAUGUAUCGACUACCGCUCAACGACGGAGACUUGAAGCGUCUGCAGAGUCUCAACCGAGCAUGGACGUCUCACUCUGCGCUGCUCAGCGAGAGGUUCAGUAAACUACAGGCGGCACUGCUCCUGCACCAGACUUUCCUGCAGAAGUGCGAAGCCUGGAUGGACUUCCUCUCUCAGGCAGAGAACAAACUGGCUGCCGAGAUUUCGGGCAACUACCAGAGUCUGCUGGAGCAGCAAAGAGAGCAUGAGUUGUUCCAGGCUGAGAUGUUCAGCAGCCAGCAAAUUCUUUACGCCAUUAUCAGCGAUGGCCAUGGUAUGCUUGACCAAGGACAAGUGGAUGAUGGGGAUGACUUUAGUGUGAAGCUUGCUUUGCUGGCCAAUCAGUGGCAAUGUGUUGUGAGGCGCGGCCAACAGCGCAGGGGCAUCAUCGACAGUCUCCUCCAUCAAUGGCACAGCUACCACGAUAUGUCCGAGAAGCUGAUGCGAUGGCUCCAAGAUGCGGCGCGCGAGCUGGAUGGCCAUCACCCGGGAGGAGAACCGCUCGCUCUGCAGCAGGCCAGGAACCUGCUUGAUCACGUACAAACUCCCUUAGUUAACCUCUACCCCCUCGGUCCGCUCUCCCUGUCCCGGCUUCUGCAGCUACGCGAGCGAGUCCUCCAGAGGCAGCAAGGAGGCUACAUUGUGACGGUGGAGGCCGGCAGGAGCCUGCUGCUGUCGGCCGACGCCCAGGCCGAGUCCACGCUGCAGACGGAGCUGAUGGAAAUCCAGGAGAGGUGGAGGCACGCACACCAGCGACUGGACCAGCAGAGGAAGGAGCUGCAUUCUCUUCUCAAGAAUUGGGAGCGAUGCGAGAAAGGCAUCGACGCCUCGCUGGAGAAACUGAGGGCCUUCAAGAGGAAGCUGUCUGCGCCAUUGCCUGAGCAUCACGAUGAGCUGCACGCCGAGCAGAUGAGAUGCAAGGAGCUGGAGAACAGUGUGGAGGGGUGGAACGAUGACCUCACUUCCUUGUACCUCCUGAGGGAUGCUUUGGUGGGCGUGGUCGGAAGCGAUGACAUCACGCUACUCCAGGAGCGCUUCCAGCUGCUCCAAUGCCAGUGGGAGGAAGUGUGCCACCAGCUCUCCCUGCGCAGGCAGCAGGUAAGCGAGAAAUUGAACGAGUGGGCCGUGUUCAAUGAGAAGAACAAGGAGUUGUGCGAGUGGCUCACGCAGAUGGAGAGCAAAGUCUCUCAAAAUGGAGACAUCAGCAUUGAGGAGAUGAUCGAAAAGCUACGCAAGGACUAUCAAGAAGAGAUUAGCGUGGCUGAGGAGAACAAGCAGCAACUGCAGCAGAUGGGACAGCGCUUGGCCCGGGCCAGCCAAGACGGCAAAGCAGCUGACAUAGAACAUAAACUCAGUAAAGUCAGCGAGCGCUGGACACACCUACUCGACCUCAUUGCAGCAAGGGUGAAGAAGUUACGGGAGACCCUGGUGGCUGUGCAGCAUUUGGAGAAAAACAUGAGCAGCCUGCGCUCGUGGUUAUCUCACAUCGAGACUGAACUGUCCAGACCCAUCGUCUACGACACGUGUGACGAGCAAGAGAUCCAUCGGAAGCUCAACCAGCAGCAGGAGCUGCAAAAGGACAUAGAGAGGCACAGCACAGGCGUAGCGUCCGUGUUAAACCUUUGUGAGGUGCUGCUGCACGACUGUGACGCGUGCUCCACUGAGACCGAGUGUGACUCCAUCCAGCAGGCCACCAGAGGCCUGGACCGACGCUGGAGGAACAUCUGCGCGAUGUCCAUGGAGAGAAGGCUCAAGAUUGAGGAAACUUGGAGGUUGUGGCAGAAAUUUUUGGACGAUUACUCACGCUUUGAGGAGUGGUUGAAGACUUCAGAGAGAACAGCAGCAAUGCCCAACUCUUCUGGGGUCCUCUACACUGUUGCUAAAGAGGAACUCAAAAAAUUUGAGGCCUUCCAGCGGCAAGUGCAAGAGUGUCUGACCCAGCUGGAGCUGAUCAACAAACAGUACCGCCGCCUGGCCCGCGAGAACCGCACCGACGCUUCCUGCUGUCUCCGGGAAAUGGUGCAUGAUGGGAACAGGAGGUGGGACAACUUGCAGAAGAGGGUGGGCGCCAUUCUACGGCGCCUCAAGCACUUCAUCAACCAAAGGGAGGAGUUUGAAACAGCUCGGGACAGUAUCCUGGUGUGGUUGACAGAAAUGGACCUGCAACUUACCAACAUCGAGCACUUUUCCGAGUGUGACGUUCAGGCCAAGAUUAAACAACUGAAGGCGUUCCAGCAGGAGAUCAACUUGAACAUGGGCAAGAUUGAGCUAGUGUUCAGACAGGGAGACUCUCUGAUCGAAAAAAGCGAACCCUUGGAUGCUGCGGUGAUCGAAGAAGAGCUGGAGGAGCUGCAGAGAUACUACCAAGAGGUGUUUGGACGUGUUAACAGAUACUACAAGAAGCUUACACGUUUACCUUUGGUGGACGAUGAGCUAGAUGGUUCCGACGUGGAGGACGGCGCUGACCUCUCCAAGCUGCAGUGGUGCGACUCCAUGCCUCCUCGCAACUCUAGUCGUUCGACAUCAGGAGCCGCCACCCUCAUUCGAGGUGAACGUUCUGGUCGGGACACUCCGGCCAGCGUGGACUCCAUCCCGUUGGAGUGGGACCAUGACUACGAUCUGAGUCGUGGUCUGGACAGUCCAGAGGGACGCCACCAUAGAGGGAGGAGCAGAGGACAAGAGGAAGACGAGGAAUAUUUGAGGACGACGACUGCAGUGCUGUCAGACGUAGUUAUUCCCGAGAGUCCCGAGGCCUAUAUAAAACUGACUGAGAGCACAUUGAAAUCGUCCUCUGGCGAUCCAGGACAGCUAGAGGCUAGCCUCAGACAACUGGACCAAGCUCUGGACGCAUCACGUUACCAGCUGCAGGCCAGAGAGGAUGCCGUUAGCCGCUCCAGCCCUGAAGCUGAUUCAACAUACAUGGGCUAUAUGCGUCUGAUGGGAGAGUGUCGCGGCAGCAUAGACGCAGUGAGGGUAGUCGAGGAAGAGCUCACAGAGGACGAAGAUGAACUGCCGGGACUCAUCGACCCGACCACCACUGAUGGUCAGAAUGCAGGUGUGAUCGAGCGCUGGCAACUGCUACAAGCUCAGUCGCUAAGUGACAAGCACAAACACAAGCAGAACCUGCAACAAUGCCAGCAGCUCAUCUCGGACCUGCAAACCAUGCGUGCGUGGCUCGGUCGCUGCGAGGCAGAACUGGGUCAACUGCGAGGCCUGGAGCUCAGCACGGACAUCGAAAUCAUCCAGCAGAGGAUCAAGAAGCUCCGGGAGCUACAGAAGGGGAUGGAGACCAACAAGUCGGAGGUCCUGUCCAUUAACCUGAGCAGCGCUGCCUUCCUCCAGUCGGAGCCCGACUCCGAGGAGGCGUGGGAGCUGCGGAACGCUCUGAAGGAGAUGAACACGCACUGGAAUCGCCUGGACACCUCGCUAGAGGAGUGGAGGGAAGAGCUGCAGAGAGCGCUCAUGCAGUGCAAGGAGUUCCACGAGAUGAGUCACGGUCUGCUACUGUGGUUGGAGAACAUCGACCGCAGGAGGAACGAGGUGGUGCCCAUCCCUCCAAAACUGGACUUGGAAACUCUCCGAGCUAAUCGCAGUACAUUAACGCAAAUCAGAGAGGAGCUGCUGAACUCGCAGCAGAAAGUGUCGACCCUCCAGGAGCUGUCGGCUCAGCUGCUGGUCAGCACGGCGGCAGCGACAAUGCACCGGUCCUCGGGUGGAGAGUGUCUGGAGGCGCAGGAGAAGGUGCACGUCAUCUCGAACAGGCUGCGCUUGCUGCUGCGUGAGGUUGAUGGUGACCUGGACGAGCUGCAGAGGCGACUGGAGGAUGAGUGCUCGCAACAGGAUUUCUCACCGCUAUAUGUUACUGAAUCAAACAUGACUGCUACCUCUGCGGCUGCUUCUACUCUUUCUGAUGAGUCAAACAUCGGAAAAAGUCACUUGCCCCGAGGCAAAAGUAGUCAGGCCCAACCCGGACCCCCCGAGACCGGCACGCGCCACAGCCACAGGAGGCCACACACCGGCGCCGCUGGCUGCGUUUCCUCCCCUUCUGACCUUUUGGACGACGUCUCGUCGCCGUCCUCCCCCUCCUCCAAGCAGCCGUCCUUCCUGCAGAGGGUCCUGCGGGCGGCGUUGCCCGUGCAUCUGCUCCUCCUGCUCCUCAUCGCCUUGGCCUGCAUGGUGCCCAUGAGCCAGGAGGACUACAGCUGCCACCUCGCCAACAACUUCGCAAGAUCUUUCCACCCUAUGCUUCGCUACACCAAUGGACCUCCGCCCAUAUAG